Messenger RNA from Danio aesculapii, 1849 nucleotides. RefSeq names its product mucin-5AC-like. Bases 17 to 1849 code for a protein of 610 amino acids. The transcript has a single exon. The record is from RefSeq and is a predicted model, not a curated record. Lineage: Eukaryota; Metazoa; Chordata; Actinopteri; Cypriniformes; Danionidae.
AAGUAAUACAGAAACAAUGACUACAGCACUUGAUUUAGCAACAAGCGCUAUGCCUGAAACCAUGACUGCUGCUGCGGCAACAACAUCUUCUGAUUCCACAACCACCUCACUCAUAUUCUCAACUGUUGAGUCAACCCUUACAAGUAACGCAGAGACAAUGAGUUUGACUCCUGAUACAGCAACAGCAUCUACAGCUCAAUCCACAACAGCUGCUGGGGCAUCAACAGCAACAACUUCUGAUGCCACAUACACCUUAUUGGAAUCCUCAACUGUGGAGACAACCUCAACAAGUAAUACAGAAACAUCUGAUACAACAACUGCAGAUCAAACCACAACAGCUGCUGGUACAAUAACAAGUGUUGAUGCCACAUCCACCUCACCAGUAUUCUCAACUGUUGAGUCAACCUCUACAAGUAAUAAAGAAACAGUGACUUUAGCACCUAAUACAUCAACCACAGAUGCAGAUCAAACCACAACAACUGCUGGGGCAACAGCAAAUAUCUAUGAUGGCACAUCCACCUCAUCUUUAUCCUCAAAUGUAGAAUCGACCUCAACAUCUGAGACAGACUCAGUAACUACAGCACCUGAUACAGAAAAAACUACGGCUCAAUCCACAACAACUGCUGGGGCAGCAACAAUAACUUUUGAUUUCGCAUCCACGUCAUCUGUAUCCUCAACUGUGGAGUCCACCUUAACAAGUAAUACAGAAACAAUGACUACAGCACUUGAUUUAGCAACAAGCGCUAUGCCUGAAACCAAAACUGCUGCUGGGGCAACAACAUCUUCUGAUUCCACAACCACCUCACCCAUAUUCUCAACUGUUGGUUCAACCCUUACAAGUAACGCAGAAACAAUGAGUUUGACUCCUGAUACAGUAACAACAUAUACAGCUCAAUCCACAACAGCUGCUGGGGCAUCAACAGCAACAACUUCUGAUGCCACAUACACCUUAUUGGAAUCCUCAACUGUGGAGACAACCUCAACAAGUAAUACAGAAACAAUGACUACAGCACCUGAUAAUGCAUCCACAACUGCGUCUGAAAUUACACCAGCUGCUAGAGAAAUAACCACAAUGUACAAUGCUACAUCCAUUACACCAAUAUCCACAGCUGUAGAAAUAACAUCAACAACUAUUGUAGACACAAUGGCUACAGCACCUGAUACAGAAACCACAACUACAGCGCAAUCCUCAACAUUUGCUGUAACAGGAUCAACAACGACUUUGGAUGCCACAUCCACAUCAAUGCUAUCCUCCUCUGUGGUGUCAAAUUCAACAAGUAAUACAGAAACAUCUGAUACAACAACCACAACUGCAGAUCAAACCACAACAGCUGCUGGUACAACAACAAGUGUUGAUGCCACAUCCACCUCACCAGUAUUCUCAACUGAUGAGUCAACCUCUACAAGUAAUGAAGAAACAGUGACUUUAGCACCUGAUACAUCAACCACAGAUGCAGCUCAAACCACAACAACUGCUGGGGCAACAGCAAAUAUCUAUGAUGGCACAUCCACCUCAUCUGUAUCCUCAAAUGUAGAAUCGACCUCAACAACUGAGACAGACUCAGUAACUACAGCACCUGAUACAGACACAACUACGGCUCAUUCCACAACAGCUGCUGGGGUACAAACAAUAACCUUUGAUUUCACAUCCACGUCAUUGGUAUCCCCAACUGUGGAGUCCACCUCAACAAGUAAUACAGAAACAAUGACUACAGCACUUGAUUUAGCAACAAGCGCUAUGCCUGAAACCAUAACUGCUGCUGCGGCAACAACAUCUUCUGAUUCCACAACCACCUCACCAUAUUCUCAACUGUUGAGUCAACCCUUACAAGUAAUGCAGAGACAAUGA